This is a messenger RNA of Adineta ricciae, 705 nucleotides long. NCBI's taxonomy places the organism in Eukaryota, Metazoa, Rotifera, Eurotatoria, Adinetida, Adinetidae. The record is from the annotation of a GenBank genome assembly.
AUGAAACAACACAUCCUCUCAUGUACAACCAAAUACUACAAGCAGAUCAGCAUCUCGUUUCUACUCAUCAACUUCACAACAUCGGUUCGACCAACAAACACUUCACAACUCGACAAGUCUAUGGGCUAUCGUCUGAUGUGUCGAUUCUGGACAUAUGAUGUGUUUUAUCAUCCUGCAGUACGAGAGGGUGGGUAUGAAUAUCUGAUGAGAAUGGACGACGAUUCGUAUUUUGCUGACGACACGAAAGAAGAUCUGUUUGUAUAUAUGAAGAGAAAGGAUCUGGACUAUGGAUAUCGAGCGUUGUAUUCCGAGCCUAUCGAACCAUUGAAACUUCUUUUAAGGCAAUUAUUCGGCAAAAAGCCUAUCAUUAUAAAUUGCAUCUAUAACAAUUUCUUCCUGAUUCGUUUGAAAUGGUACUACGAAUCAAAGGAAGUGCAAAAAUUGAUUGAUAACCUGCUGAGAGAUGACUUAAUUCUUCGAGAAUAUAUCGGUGAUGGAUGUGCUCAUGGUACAAUGCUAAAACUUGAUACUCGAGCUCAAGUCGAACGUUUGGAGCGUUUGUCGUACGGUCAUAACUAUCAUAUAAUGGCCCCAACACUUUCAAAAGUGAUCUUUAAAGCAACGGAAGGUUUUAGCGAAGAGUUGAUAAAAUCAUGUCAACAGCUGACAGUGCUGAGAAGUUUCAAAGUGCUAUCCAGCAGAUAG